Adineta ricciae is the source of this 3885-nucleotide messenger RNA. NCBI's taxonomy places the organism in Eukaryota, Metazoa, Rotifera, Eurotatoria, Adinetida, Adinetidae. The record is from the annotation of a GenBank genome assembly.
AUGCGAUAUUUACAAAUUCGGCGGACGCUGUACAGUCUCACUGGCAAAUGGCCGAAAACUUCAGCAAUAGAGCGUACCAAAGAAAUCGAACGGCACUGGAUACCUAAGCUAUUAGAUGAACAUGAAAAAUACGAAACAGAUCCAGAGAAUAAGAACAAACAAAAGAUGUAUGUUUUACCAAUGUUUCCUUAUCCAUCCGGUCGUUUGCACAUGGGACAUGUUCGAGUGUAUACAUUGAGUGAUACACUGGCACGUUAUUAUCGACUGCGUGGUCAUCGGGUUAUUCAUUGUAUGGGCUGGGAUGCAUUUGGUUUACCAGCUGAAAAUGCAGCUUUUGAACGAUCUGAAGAACCGGUUGAAUGGACGAAAAAAAAUAUUGCUUAUAUGAAACAACAGAUCAAACAACUUGCGUGCAGUUUUGAUUGGAAACGAGCAACAACAUGCGAUCCGAAUUAUUAUAAAUGGACGCAAUACAUUUUUCUCAUGUUAUAUCGUGAAGGAUUGGUUUAUCAAAAGAAAGCUGCUGUUAAUUGGGAUCCAGUUGAUCAAACUGUUCUUGCUGAUGAGCAAAUCGAUGAAGCCGGUCGAUCAUGGCGAUCGGCAUUUUAUUCAACGAAAACACCCUAUAAACCACCCUCGGCGGCUUUGGAUUUGCCACCACCACCGCCCGAAUAUGACCUAGUAUGCGCACAGAUCUUUACUCGACAUGGUUCACGGGCAUUGGAAGGUCGGAAAUAUGACACGCUGACGAAAGCACUAUGGAUUCAAGCAAAGGAGGAAGAUGCGUUAACAGAACUCGGUCGACAAUUCGGAGAGGAUCUGCAAUAUUUUGUUGCCGUUAACGAUCAAAUCGGACGUGGCGAACUGUCUGAACUUGGUAAACACGAACAGCAAGGUCUUGCACAUCGCGUAGCAGAACGUCUUCUGCCACUAUUUAUCAAAAGUUUACUACGCAACGAAUCGAAAAGUAUUCAAGUUGUUAGUAGUAACAAGUCACGGACCAAAGCAAGCCUACGAGCAUUUGUUCAAGGUUUACCACCAAGUGUUGUUCAUCUCGUUGAUCAUCAACCACCGAAUCCGUCUUUACUUUUCUUCCAUGACAAUGCGAGAUAUCAAACAUAUUUAAAAAAAGAUAAACAGUUGAAAAAUAAAUUAAGAUCUAUCGAAAAACAAUCUUACUCAAAACAAAUGGCUCGAGAUAUUCUGGAACAACUCUAUCGACCAUCAUUUAUCGAUAAGCUUGUAGAUGGACAAUACUUUUUUGUGGAUUAUGAAUCUGAAAGAUCAAUAAGAAAUGAAUUCGAUGCCGUACGCAUGCUUCAUGCUCUUUAUUUGAUUAGCUCCAACUUACAACAAGAAGGUGUUGGAUCUUUGUUCGAAAAAUACUUUUCGAAAAAUCAAUCAGCUUGGUAUGCUUACUUACAAGAUGCUAAAGAUUACUAUGAGAAAGGACCGGGAUUUCUCAAUCAAACAAUAACUUACGAUAUGGCACAAAUCUUACUUGAUGAAUUCCUCGUCGAUUCAGAUGAAUGUUCGCAGAUAGAUGCAAAGCAUUUUCUUCGCGCGCGUUUUGGACACGCUGAAGGCGUUAUUCCAUUCAUCGCUCUACUGAAAAUACCCAUUCUGAGCGACAAACAAACACCACCUAAAGAAGCAUACACCUAUGCGAACAAUGGAUGGCGUGGUGAAAUUAUUUCACCAAUGUCAGCGAAUAUUCAAUGGGAAAUAUUUCGAUAUCAUCCUCGUCAUCAUGGUGGAAAUUCUCGUCCUGAAGACGAAAAAGUUCUCGUUCGAAUGUUACUAAAUGAGUAUGUUGUUCCAUUCAAAUAUGAAUGUGAACCAUAUGGUACAGAAUACAUGUUUUUCUAUACACUAAAUGAACUGAAACGAUGUUAUAACAAAGAUGAUUGGCAAACCUUGAUUAAUAUUCAACGCAUGUGGAUGGGAGAUUGUAAUGGAGUAAAUGUUCAGUUUAAGUUAAAGAUUCCAACGAAUGAAUUUGAUUUUCUCGAAACAUUUACAACCAAACCAGAGACAUUGUUAAAUGUAACACACCUCUACAUACGAAGCAAUCAUAAAUUAGCUCGAGCAGACCUAAUUGAAGAGACAAACACAGGUGCUAAACGUUUACGUACAGAUGCUGUUCAUCCAUUGACCGAACAACUAUUGCCGAUUUUUAUAAAUGACGAUGCGGAUUUUGGUCCAAAAAUACGUGCGAAUAUGCCUAUGUUAAAUGUUCAGAUAGGCACACCUUCGACUAAUCCGUUCGAUGAAGUUUUUGCACGUCAACAGAAUAUCUCAACAAUGUCCGACUCAUCAGCGCCUGGACAGACGAUGGAUGUUGAAACAUUGAUGGCAGAACUGCGAUCGCGUGGCUUAGGUGGUUAUCGUACAUCUGGUAAACUUAAUGAUUGGUGUAUUUCACGGCAACGUUAUUGGGGUACGCCGAUACCAAUGAUUCAUUGUAAAAAUUGUGGAGUUGUUCCAGUUCCAGAAAAUGAACUACCUGUUCAGUUACCACCUAUCGAAAACAUCAAAUCUUCGUCCAGAACAGGCACUUCGCCGCUGGCAAAUGCUCAUGAAUGGUUGAAAACACAAUGUCCAAAAUGUGGAAAUCAAGAAGCCAAACGUGAAACUGACACAAUGGAUACGUUUGUUGAUUCUUCGUGGUAUUUUCUUCGUUACUUAGAUAAUGAAAACACCAAAAAACCUUUCGAGCCAAAUAUUGUCAAUCAAUCUAUGCCAGUUGAUCUUUAUAUCGGUGGACUAGAGCAUGCUUUAACACAUUUGUUUGUUGCUCGGUUUAUUCAACAUUUUAUGUACUCAAAAGGUCUAUGUACCUCUAUUGAACCAUUCAAACGAUUUAUUCCUAUCGGAAUGGUUCAAGGUAAAACUUAUAAGACAUUGAGUGGUCAAUAUGUAAGAAAAGAUCAAGUGUUAACAAUUGAUAAAAGCACAACGAUUCAUUCAUUAACAAAAGAACCACUACAAACUGAUUGGGACAAAAUGAGUAAAUCGAAACAUAAUGGCAUUGAUCCUGAAGAAAUUAUCGACAAGUAUGGCGUGGAUUUCACUCGAAUGCUAAUGCUUAGUUUCGUACAUCCACGAUCAUUACGCAAUUUCACACUGGAAGAUGGCAUUGCGGAAGGUUUACAGAAUUGGUUUAAACUUUUCACACAUCUCUAUGUUGAUUUAAUCGAACCACGAACAAAACCGGAUACAAAAUCGCCCAUAAAUCAUGAAGAAUUCCAGCAAAUCGAAGCAUCAUUACGUGAACAACGGCUGCAUACGAUUUACACAGUUUCGUUCUAUAUCGACAGUUUUUUUAGUAUCGCAUCAGCCAUCAUUGAAUUACAAAAGUUAACACGUCAUCUCCGAAAAGUGUCCGCAGACGUUAAAAAGCAAUCAAAGGAAUACUCUCAAUCACUAUGUGAUCUACUAGUAAUGAUGGCACCCGUGAUUCCGUGUUUAUCAUCUGAACUUUGGAUUAUAUUACAAAAGCAAAUGAAAACGAAUAUCGAUGGUUACGAUCUAACUAAAAGUCUAUUCGAACAAAAGUUUCCAUCAUUACCUGAUGAUUAUCCUGGCAAGAUCAAUGCUCUAUUCGAAACGACUGUUUUCUCUUCGAUGCCUAUCUCUCGAUCACAACUGGCAACUAUGACAACGGCAGAUGUUCUUCGACAUUUGAUUGAGAAUGACAAACAAUCAGAAAUGAAAGCAUUUAUCGAAAAAAACGGCUUGAAAUUGGAUCGUUCACGUAAAUUAGGCGACUAUUGUACAACAUUGAUCUAUGAACGUGACCCAACGAUUCCGAAUGUAGAACCAAUAGAAACAAAUGUUGAAAAGAAAAAGAAUAAACCACCAAAGAAGAAACCGACUUCUUGA